ACGAUUCUUCAUUCAGUCCAAGCACGCUUCUUUGUUUGAAUAGAUUCCUUACUCAGUUGUUUUAUGAGCAUAAAUAAGCAGGAGUAUCAAAAUGCUAGAUUUCAUCAAAGUCGCGAUUUUGAUAAUAAAUCUACAGUUUGGAUUCUCCGCUGAGCCCAAGUAUCAUAUUGCAACCUAUGCUAGCAACUGGUUCGAAUCGGCGGAAUACUGUCACCGGAUGGGCAUGCGGUUGGCGAUCGUCGAUUCCGACCGGCAGCAUGACGAAAUUGUUGCGGCUGCCAAGAAAACUGGACUCCAUUCAUCGGCGAAUUUCGGCGUGUGGCUGGGUGCAACCGAUUUGGCUCGAACGAACAACUACGUGUGGCACAACACCGGCCAACGGGUUCACUACUCGCGGUGGAGGAUAGCCGAACCUAGCGGAGGCAACGAGCACUGUUUGACGUUGCAGUUCUGGCCACUGUUGGGUUUCUUCUGGACCUGGAACGACGCUUCGUGCAGCAAGAUGCUGUAUGCUAUCUGUGAGAGCAACGCUGAUGUGGAGUGCGCUAGGGGGAUGUAGGGAUAGACUUCAGUUUUUUGUAGGUUUCCUGAGAAAAGUAGACAUCUUCUGGUGUGAAAUAGUGGAAAAAGAUAUUUUGAAAACAAUGAAGAAAAAGAGUAAUAGUAAAAGACGAAAUUACGCAUAUUAAUUUUUCGAAUGAGUGUAAUCAGUUUCGUACCUUUUAAUUCCGCCCUAUGUUGUUUAUCCUUUGACAGAUACGCGUAUUUCGAUUACCACUUGUAAUCUUCCUCAGUGUCAGUUAU
Messenger RNA from Aedes albopictus (Asian tiger mosquito), 804 nucleotides. RefSeq names its product C-type lectin domain family 6 member A. Lineage: Eukaryota; Metazoa; Arthropoda; Insecta; Diptera; Culicidae. The coding region runs from base 92 to 559 and encodes 155 amino acids. The record is from RefSeq and is a predicted model, not a curated record. The transcript is spliced from 2 exons.